AACAAAUUGGAUUAUCAAUGUAUUGACUUAUCAAAAACAGUAAUAACAACAAUAAUUAACAAUUUUGAUUGUUAAUUCCAAUUCGUAUUAUUUAAAAAUAUGAAUUUUGAAGUUUAAAUUUUUCAAAUAGUUUACCAUGUCCUGGCAAAUUUGUUAACAAAUCUUUGUACCCCUAUAUCAAGUGAGUUUAUUGCUGCGUACACGUAAGACAUAUGACGUAGUUCAAGGACUUUUUUUUUAGUAUUUUAACCCACUUUUCGCGGUGUUAAAUAUAAGUUUACAUUACAUUAUUCUGAUUGUUCAUUGUUAUUUUUUUUUUUUUUUUGGUUUUAAGACUAAAAUGACUGAAGACCUAUCCCGUGAUAUAGCGUCACGUCAACGUCAAGAACGUUGGGAGUAUUAUAUGCACGGUCUUUGUAUACUUGACAAUAACUUGAAUGUCCAAAUGGAAAUCGCCUCUCACCGAUCAUCCGUCCUAAAUCAUUUAGUUGAACAAGCUAACAGGGUUAAAGAUUUAUGGGUUGAAUUUCAAGGUAAAUCAGAUAACGGGUGUGUAUUGGAAGAUACUGCUGUACAAAUGGCUAUUGAACAACAUGGGCUGCAGAGUCAUAAUUUCCAUCAACCCCAGUUGCAAGAUAAAAAAGUCUGUAUGCUCCUCUAACAUAAAAUAGUGUAUUCUAGAAUGUGUUAUAUAAUUUAUCUUUAUUUUAGGUUAUUUCACAAUCUCCAAGUAAACCAAGUAAAGAUAUAGAUUGUGAUGAUGUAUUUAACCAAGCGGUUUCUGCAGCGAUCAUUACAAAUGGACUGAUUACUACAACUACUCAACAAGAUAAUAUGUAAUAUGUUUAUCUAAAGAAAUCAUCACAGGGAACAUAAUCUAUAGAAAAAACCUAAUAUUCUAUAUUAUUAUUGAAACAAAUUUUCAUAGAAAACAAUAUUAGGAACUUGAUAUAUACAUAAUAAUUAAAUCUCCAGGGUCUUCCAAAUUGUACAAAAUAUUCUUUUUUUUUUUAAUGGUCUAUAUGAAAAUGUUUUAUAAUCAUAAUAGAUUCUAAAUGAAUAUCAAAUUCAUUAAAAGUACCUAUACUAUUCCAAUAUGUUUUCUCAUUGGUCAAAAUACAUAUUUCAGAAUAAACUCUACUUAUACUCCGGCCCACGAGAGAAGUAAACCAUUUUGUGCAUGUAGACUGACGAGUGACAACUGUGACUGUUCAAAGAUACUGUUUCCCCCCACUUUGUUCCAUUCAGUUAUGCACUGUGAUGUGUAUACACGCACGUAAAUUGGACUUGUUUUAGUCGGAAUAUGGUUUACUUCUCUCGUAGGCCAGAAAGUAUCAUGUAAAAUUUGAAAGACCCUGUAUGUAUCUUUUAUUAAUCAGAUCAAAUUAUAAAAUAACGAUCUAAUAUGUGAUAGAAGUAUAGCAUUCCUUUUAGGAAAUAUGUAAUGUAUUCAUUAAAUCUCAUAGUAGUAGGUACUUAUAUUUUAAUUUUAUUAUUUUUGUAACCAUACAAUUUUUACAAUCUUCAUUUGCUUUAUUUUUCUUUUUAGUUGGACUAGGUAUUUAUUUAAUUUUUAAUUUGUUGGUCUUUCAUAUUAUUACAGUAUAUAUAUUGUUAUGUAUUUUCAUAACUUAAACUAUAUGUUCAUGGAAUAUAUUAUAUUUUUAUUUUACCUUUUGUUUUAUUUAUAAAUAAUGAUAGAAAAUACUAGAAUUUGUUUUUAUUUUUUAUUUUUUUAAAGAAUUAGAUCUUGAUUUUAAAUAUAAUACAAAUGUAUUAGUCUCUAUUGAUUGAUAUAUCAAUAAAAGGUUUAAGUUAACUAAAAAUGGUUUUAUCCAUACUUCAAAAUAUGUAUACUUGUAAUAUAAAUUCAAAUAUAAUAUAUGUUUUGUUUUAUAGAUGUGUUCAAAUUACAAUAGUAAAUUUGUACAUACAUUAUACAUUGAUUAUCAUUUACCAUAAAUUAACUACUCCUGACGGUUAUUAUACAUAUUAAGGAAAGAUUGUUCUAUUGGCUAGAAUAUACUAUUUUCAAAACUAAGAGAAAAU
Molecule: messenger RNA, 2049 nt
Organism: Cinara cedri
Lineage: Eukaryota; Metazoa; Arthropoda; Insecta; Hemiptera; Aphididae
Source: the annotation of a GenBank genome assembly